AUGUCUCAUGAAAGUGACAAUAGGCGAUCGAAGCGUAUGCUUCUUUUGCUUUAUCUGACGGCCUUCCUCUUUUUCCUUGGAGAAAAUAUCCAACAAGCCCCACGAACCCAGAUCUACGAGACCAUUAUCUGCCACCGUAUCCUGCCAUGGAACUCGAACGACCCGCCAGCAAGGGACAGAUGCAAAAGCAAGGCUGUCCAGGAGGAACUGGCCUUCCUCAAGGGCACAGAGAGAUUAUUGGCAGUAUUACCUACCAUUCUUGUAAUUCCGUGGAGCAUUUUCGCUGAACGAUAUGGCCGCUGCCUUUCCCUGAAAUUGGCGUUGCUCGGCGUCCUGUGUGAAGAGGCGUGGAGCUGUCUCAUCUGCUGGUUUUCAGACUCGGCUCCGAUCCGCCUCAUCCUACUUGCGCCCUUAUUCGAAGUCGUCGGCGGCGGUCCUGCCAUCAUCAGCACUAUUAUACAUUUAUUGGCCACAGAGAUCACCACGGCUGAAACACGGACCUCAACCUUCUUUGUUAUCCGCGCCAUGGCAAUUGCAGCGGCCAUCCUGGCCCAGCUCGUGAGCUCGUUCCUCAUGACCCGUAAUGUCUGGGUGCCGUGGCUUUUGGGGUUACUCUGCAUUCUUCUCUCGGUGUUUGCCGUUCCGUUUGCGCCAAACCCCUCCACUGAGGAUUCUCUGGAUGAGAACACCGUGCUGGACCCAGGACAACAUAGUGCGCACGGUAUGGGUACCGUAAACCAGGAUAAUGGAUCCCUUGGCAACAAACAUGCUAGUAUACAAUCUCGCCUCGUCUUGGUGGUGGAGCAACUCCACGAAGGGGCAAGGGUUGUCUACGGGAACUUCUCGCUCACAGUAUUACUAGCGAUGUCAUUUUUGGGCGAGCUAUGCGAAGACUCGCUCGCUAUGAUUCUGUUACUUUAUAUCUCGAAAAGAUAUAGCUGGGAAUUCGCUCAGGCCAACUUUCUGUGGGCUCUAGGGGAGGCUGUGCAGUUUGUGUUCCUGAUUAUUCUUCUUCCGCAAAUCAGUACAAUGCUCUUAGCUCGUUUGAGGAUGAAUGCAUAUACAGCGGAUUUUACGAUAUCCAUUGCUAGCGCAACUAUUCUUUGUUUAGGAAGUUUCCUACUCGGGCUGGGCGUUUCUAUACCAGUUGCGAUCAUAGGUAUGCCUUCCUUCUACUUCAUGUCUCAGAACUAUCUCUAA
This is a messenger RNA of Aspergillus alliaceus, 1200 nucleotides long. RefSeq lists its product as uncharacterized. NCBI's taxonomy places the organism in Eukaryota, Fungi, Ascomycota, Eurotiomycetes, Eurotiales, Aspergillaceae. Gene Ontology annotation, cellular component: membrane. Bases 1 to 1200 code for a protein of 399 amino acids. Gene Ontology annotation, biological process: transmembrane transport. The record is from RefSeq and is a predicted model, not a curated record. The transcript has 3 exons. Gene Ontology annotation, molecular function: transmembrane transporter activity.